Molecule: messenger RNA, 1450 nt
Organism: Aspergillus brunneoviolaceus CBS 621.78
Lineage: Eukaryota; Fungi; Ascomycota; Eurotiomycetes; Eurotiales; Aspergillaceae
Product: sterol desaturase family protein
Exons: 2
Coding region: 322-1047 (241 amino acids)
Biological process (GO): ergosterol biosynthetic process
Molecular function (GO): iron ion binding; C-4 methylsterol oxidase activity
Source: RefSeq, a predicted model, not a curated record
CAGCUGAGGAGUCAUGUCUAGAACCCCAGACAAGGGACAAGUCCCGCCGGCAUUUGACCCUCGGUUUCAGAUCCACAUAUGUGCCCCCCCUGAUCGACUGAGGCCCCUAUGCAAGGGUGAAAGCUCUAUCUCUGUGUCCAGUGACCACAAGGAUCACUCCGUCGUCUACAGCACAAUUCUGGUCCUGGCACCCUGUCACCCUACAGAGGGGAUUGCACGGUCUGCUAUUUCUAACAUCUCCGAUCCUCCCAAUCCAUACAGCAUCUUCUCACGAACCUCUCGCCGAGCGUUCUACCAAAGCCAAGAAAGCCAUCAGCAACCAUGGACAUCGCCACGCGCUGGACAAUGCUAGUCCACAAACACCCGUCCCCGUGGAUCGAGCUGGUAGGCAUGCUCGCGACCCAAGUCCUCACCUUCUGGCUUCCAGCCGGCAUAUUCACCGUGUUCGACCUGCUGGCCUGGCCGUCUAUCCAACAAUACAAGAUCCAACCGGCGCACAAGCAGCCCCUUCGCAAGCUCAUCAUCCGCGAUGCCCUGCUGGGCUCCCUGGGGAACCAACUGCUCAGUACCACGCUGCACGCCCUGCAGCUAGUGGCGGUCCACCUCGUCCUCGGGCGGCCCGACCUGGGCUACCGCGUGCCGGCGACCCUGCCUCCCCUCCGCGAGUUCCUGUACGGCCACCGGCUGCUGCACCACCGGUUCUUCUACGCGCGGUUCCACCGCCAGCACCACCGGUUCCACGCCCCCGUCGCGCUGGCGACCCUGUACGCCCACCCGGUCGAGCACAUCGUCACCAAUAUCCUGCCCAUCGUGGGGCCCGCGCGCCUGUUCGACGUGCACGUCGUGACCCUGUGGGCGUUCAUCGGCGCCGUCGGCCUCAAGGCCGCCCUGGCGCACAGCGGGUACCGCCUGUGGGAGACCCCAGACGGCUGGAAGCCCGAGGUCCAUGAUCUGCACCAUGAACUGAUGACGGUCAACUACGGCUUGAUCGGCCUCAUGGAUCGGGUGCAUGGGACGCGCGCGACAAGCAAACCGAAGCGGAGCUAGUAUGUAGUGCCACGGUCUUGUACCCCGCCCUUCGGCACGUAAACAGUGCGACGGGUUUGGGAUUGUAUGUAUGGGCCUUGCCAAUGUGGUCAUAACUCGUGAUUGGUAUUUCGCGGAAGAGCUUCAUAUCUUUCCUGGAGAGGAGGCGGGAGAGGUGAGCUCGAGGCCGUCAUGGACGGUUACCACUGACGCAUCCUUACGCUCUGAAUGCACCCGGAUAUGUACCGUCGUGACUCGGUUUCAAGUGGGGAUCCUUCAAAAGGCAUAGGCUUCAAUUGAAGUGAUAGAUCACAUAGUUCCCCCUGAAUGGGUCUCUUAGGCUCCAGCCAAGGCUUGAUGAUUUGCGCGGUGCGAGUCAUGAAUCUCCUUGGGUCGAUUGAACGGCUGGUGUCAGAAGUCAAAC